Molecule: messenger RNA, 987 nt
Organism: Scylla paramamosain (green mud crab)
Lineage: Eukaryota; Metazoa; Arthropoda; Malacostraca; Decapoda; Portunidae
Gene: SdhC
Product: succinate dehydrogenase cytochrome b560 subunit, mitochondrial-like
Exons: 5
Coding region: 111-650 (179 amino acids)
Biological process (GO): tricarboxylic acid cycle; mitochondrial electron transport, succinate to ubiquinone
Cellular component (GO): membrane
Molecular function (GO): oxidoreductase activity, acting on the CH-CH group of donors; electron transfer activity
Source: RefSeq, a predicted model, not a curated record
AUAAUUAUAAUAAAAAAUAAGAACCAAUCAAACAUUAAUAAAAGAAAAAACAAAAGUUUAUAUUUGUACAUUUAUACCCUCUUCCAAGGCAGUGCACUACGCAAUCCAACAUGGCGGCAGCUCUCAGACUAGCGGCAAAAGGGUGCUGGGCGGCCGGCCCGAGGCCAGCCGUGCUGCAGGGGCCCCUCGUCACUCAGUGGACACGCGCAGUGUUCACCUCUCCCUCGGCGGCUGCCCUCAAGUCACAGUCGGCUGAAGACUACUGGGCCAAGAACAAGCGGCUGCGUCGGCCUGUGUCACCCCACCUGACCAUCUACAAGCCACAGAUCACCUCCAUGCUCUCCAUCACUCACCGCGGCACCGGUCUUGCUCUCUCCGCACUCGUCUCUGGCCUCGGCAUUGGUAUGGUAGUGCUGCCUGGCUCCUAUCCUCACUACCUGGCCAUGAUACAGGCCAUGCAGUUUGGCGGAGGCAUCAUCAUGGGUGCAAAGUUCCUCAUUGCUCUGCCCUUCAUGUUCCACCUCUGCAAUGGCGUCCGUCACUUGGUGUGGGACCUGGGCUAUGGGUUCACCCUGCGUGCCCUGUACAAGUCAGGGUACCUGGUGGUGGCUGUGUCGGUGGUACUGGCAGCCAUUGCAGCUGCCAUGUAAACCAUCUGGGACCUGGACCAAGACUGCUGGUAUUCUGUCCAAAUUAAUUUAUUUUUGUGAAUUUCCAAGUUGUUCUGUCUUUGUUUAUGUGUAAAUAUUUGAGUUCAAAGAGUCACAAGGAUCGUGCCUCUAGCACAAUGAAGUAACUUUCUGACUCUGAUUAUGCAGAUGAACAUGAGACACACAGCUAAUCAAUUAAGUGAAUACUGAACACACAGCAUCAGUAAAUAUGAGAAUAAAACAAAACUCAAGUUUUGUCAUUAAAUUACAUGGCUCAUAAAGGUGAUAUGUAUAUAUAUAUAUAAUAUAAUAAAGAGUUUAAGAUUUGUUUUGAAAA